ACUGUGGCGUAGUGUAUCGAUGAUGGAACUGAGCGUCUGCAAAGGUCGAUAGUGAAGAAAGUUUGUUUAAAGUUUUUGUUUCGCAAUGCAAACUCAAAUGAUGCUGUUGGUGUUGCUGUGUGACUUCAAUAGAAUUAACAAAGUCAAAGGCUCGGUCGUCCUGAAGAGUGUCCCACCAACAGCCGCUGAUGGUGAACUGUUGACCCUGGUCUGCAGCAAAUCGACACCAGACCACAGCCAUAGAGAUGUGUCCUGGUAUCGCGAUGGUGCCAAGGUCUUUGUGACAAAAAGGUCAUCCGCUAUAUAUAACAUUGACUCCAGUGUCCGGAACAGCUACCGGUCAGGACGGAUCAAUGUCCACUGUGAUGCCCUCCAACACAACGUGACCAUCAGGAUCAACUCCACUAUAGAUAACGGUACCACCUGGUGCUGCAGGGACGCAACGACGAGCAACACAGUGAUGAUAAAUGUCGAGAGCAAGACAUCUUGGACUACAACGACAAGGACGACAGUUAUGUCAUCAUUAGCAACUACUGACACAACCAGCAUUCAGACAGAUAAACCAGACUGCGACGAGUUACGUGAUGUCCUGUACCUCGUGGCUACAGGUGUAGGGGGCGUUGUGUUUGGCAGCAUCGUGUGUGUCGCCAUCUUCAUCACAUGGUUUAAAAAGUGCAGGAAAAGAGAUGCCAACUUGUACGACUCUACAUAUCCACGUGAAGACAUGGGGCACCUGUAUUGUCCAGUUCAGGCUGGGACUGAGGCACCGAACUACGUCAAUACAGAGGCUGCCAACGUUACCAGCGACGUGGCUGCUGAUGCUGGAGAUACACAUUACUACAGCUUUGUGGGGACCAAGGGUGCUAGCAGGGACCCUCUUCUCAACUAAAACAUGGACUAUAUGCCACCACAUAACCCUGCUCUCAUAAUAUCACAUUCUAUUUUUGCUUGUUCAUUUCAGUUUAGUCAUGUUUAGAAUUGUGCAUUGCUUUUCUAUUUGAAGCUGGUUUCAACGCCUAGGCUUCAAAUUAACCUUGACCAGAAUGUGCACAAUGCAAAAUUCUAGUGAAUAAAUUUAUUGUAGGUGGUGUACUCAAAUGGACGAGCUUCGUGAUACCACAAACAGCUGAAUAAGGAAACUCUUGACCGAAUAGAUAUAGUUUUGAGAUUGAAGAAGCUAUGUGAAUGUGGUGAGACAUAGGGUAGGACGUCCCUAGAUACUCCUGACUGAAUGUCCAUAUAUCAGGUGUGAUAACGCCCAGGACUCCGCGAAGUUAUAACACAACUACAUUCAAGUACACAUAGCUGUACACAUAGCUGUACAAGAGACACAAAUUGAUAACACAUCAAAUACUAAUGGAAACCAAAACAGGUAGUCACGGUUAACAUUGUCAACACAUAAUGUUUUAUACAACUUGUGGAUGUUUACCGAAAACUGAAUAAUAUCCAUGUAGCAUCAUACGUUUAGAUUUAUUCUGGUUACCAUGACACCCCGUGCAUUGUAGGCGUGGUAGUCAUUAGGCAAAUAAGACAAUAUAGUAGUUUUCGCAGAAUAAGAGCGGGCCAUUUGAGAAUCUAUCCCUGAAACUGACCCGGUCUCACAAAUAACACACCCAGAAUCAAAGGAAGCAUUUUCAAGAUCAAUUUGUUACAUACAUUAAUAAAAGGCAAAUACGCCUUUUGUGAAGUUAUUCCUUUGACCUGAUGUAAGGAUCUUAUUAAAUCCAUGGAUGUGUUAUGUUACAUUUGUUAUACCUUCCGUUGUGUCAUGGUUUACAAACUGAUCAUAUUCUACGUGUAAAGCAGGAAACACAUAUUGCAAAUAACAACCACUACCGUAAUCAUAAGAAAUGUUCCAGGAGGAAAGUACCAUUCCGACUGUAUCAUGAACACGUAUUCACGAAUAAAUAGCAAUCACUGAUGAGCGGAUCCUGCUCCUGGUGUCAUUGAUGGAACAGUUGCCAGGUGUAAUAUAUCAGUUGUAAUAAAUAUUUGGUGUCACAGACUGACCUGAAAUAAUCCUGUUGCCCACAUGGUAACACCAGUGACUAUUCAGAGAUACAUCGUUCUCAAUACUCGGGAUCAGAUUGUGUGUGUACAUGUGUCAUGUUGCGGGCCACGGGGACACAUAGACAGAUGAUGAUGAUACUUGGAAACCACCAAAUUAAUCCCUGGUGCUGAUGUUUUACUUUCACACAACAGAUCUAACCAGACUGAGCAAUCAUAUCUGUGGACAACACACACUUGACGUUUAGAGAAACGUCUGGUAAGUUGUACCGACCUUGUCACAGGAGUCACCUGUUUCAGUUAUGUCACAAAAGAGUAACAAUAAUUUUACCGGACAUUUCUGAAGGCAAUAGAAAUACGUAUUCAACAAUACAGAUGGAUCAGCGUAUGUUGAAAUUUGAUCGCACGAAUUGGGAGAAUUUGGGGACUAACUUGACUUUAGGCAUGUUGUUGAACAAAACAUUAUCCUUUUGUAUUGAAUAUGGUUGUGUUUGAACAACAUUGGCAAAAUGAAUACUUGUUAGAUGCUUAUGUCUGUCAUUACUGGUUCGAAAAUAAACAUGAAUAUCACGAUGGUUUGAUAUGUAUAUGUACAUAAAAUGUUUUCAACUUUGAAUAAAAGUGAUAUAUCGUCAA
Molecule: messenger RNA, 2643 nt
Organism: Haliotis rubra (blacklip abalone)
Lineage: Eukaryota; Metazoa; Mollusca; Gastropoda; Lepetellida; Haliotidae
Exons: 5
Coding region: 86-889 (267 amino acids)
Source: RefSeq, a predicted model, not a curated record